GAUCCUUGGAAUAUUGCCACCGCCGGGGCUGGGAAUGGGGAUGGGAAUGGGAAUCCCACCGGCAGCCGCCAGGCACCAACGAAACGUUUCCCAUUCAUAAUCCCUCCGAAAGGAGGGGAUCCGACCACGCCGGCCGGGAGAGGGAGACGGGAGUGAUGGCCGCGCCGGCGGGACCGAACAAGCGGAAGGAUGAGGAGAGCCUGAGGAGGUCGCCGGCGAGUGUGGCUGCAGCGGACUUCGCCAUGGGCGGCGCGGCCGCGGCGGUGGCCAAGACGGGGGCCGCGCCGCUGGAGCGCGUCAAGCUGCUGCUGCAGAACCAGGGCGAGAUGCUGCGGCGGGGCUACCUCACGCGUCCCUACAAGGGCAUCGCCGACGCCUUCGCCCGCGUCCUCCGCGAGGAGGGAGCCGCCGCGCUCUGGCGCGGCAACCAGGCCAAUGUCAUCCGCUACUUCCCCACCCAGGCUUUUAACUUUGCAUUCAAGGGCUACUUCAAGAGCUUCUUUGGCUACGAAAUGGAGAAAGAUGGAAAGUGGAAGUUGUUAGCUGGAAAUGUAGCCUCUGGCAGUGCUGCAGGAGCUACGACGUCACUGCUGCUAUACCAUCUGGAUUAUGCACGAACAAGGCUAGCUACUGAUGCAAUUGAAUCCAGGGGAAACAAACGUCAGUUCAGGGGGCUGCUGGAUGUCUACAAGAAGGCGCUUACAGCUGAUGGUAUUCCUGGACUGUAUCGAGGUUUCAGUGUGUCUAUUGUGGGCAUCACGUUAUACCGGGGUCUCUAUUUUGGCAUCUAUGACACCAUGAAGCCUCUUGUUCUAGUUGGGCCAUUGGAGGGAAAUUUCUUCGCCAGCUUUGCCUUGGGCUGGGCAAUAACCACAUUCUCCGGGGUCUGCGCCUAUCCAUUUGACACAGUCCGUCGUAGGAUGAUGUUAACAUCAGGGCAGCCAUUCAAAUACAGGAACGGCUUCCAUGCAGUAAAACAGAUAGUUUCCACUGAAGGGUUCUUCACACUAUUCAGGGGUGUUGGUGCAAAUAUUCUGUCUGGAAUGGCCGGCGCUGGAGUUCUCUCCGGGUACGACCAGCUCCAACGGUUUGCAAGCCGGCAUGGUCAGAAUUUUGAGCGCAAGAUGAAAGAGGCAUUGAAACGAUGAGCAUAUGCAUGCAGAUCCUUGGUUGAAGGUUGGAUCAUUCAGAUGGGAUUAGAACUCCUGGGCCAGCAGAAUUAAUGGAACUGAAAAAAAGACCCCGAAAGUUAAUGGGGGACAAAAAUUCCAGGAGGUGAAUGGUGAAUCUCCCAAGGACAGGAGAUGGAGUCAUGCGACAAAAUAUAGUUCUGAAUACGGAAUACCUUCCGUGAUAUGUAGACCUGACCCGAUCGUUGAAGUGUGAAUAUAUAUAUAUAUAUAGAUGUGCACUGUCAAUGUAAACUGUAAAUAAUACACUUGAAAUUGCUUCUCUCUCUAUACCUGGUUGUGAGUGAUAUUUGCAUGUGGAGUUCACAGGCAGGCAGUUUGCUGGCCUGGUCAUUACAGACUGGUAGUAUUGUGAUUUUGAUUUUGUGUGUGUUUCAGGCCAUGUAUGGCAAGCAAGAGCUGUCAGUCGGUCACUGAGAGGUGGGCCAAGCCAACCAUGGGCCUGGCCCACCUGUCAGUCUUACGGCCUUCCCCUCGGUGGAGGGGAGGGAGGUCGUCGUCUUCUCCUCCUCCUUGGGGCCGGGGCCAGAUCUUCGUAUUCCAAUUCCAAUUCCAGUCUGCGCUGCGCACGUCGGAGGGAAUUCGAUCCGAUCUCCGCUUGCGCUGCUGCGUUAAAUUCAAGGGUUUGCAUCCGCGAGCCAUGGCGGGGAGGGCCAACAUCCCCACCAACAACUCCGCGCUCAUCGCCAUCAUCGCCGACGAGGACACUGUAACUGGCUUCUUGAUGGCUGGAGUUGGCAAUGUUGAUCUUCGCAAGAAAACCAACUACCUUCUCGUCGAUAACA
Phragmites australis (common reed) is the source of this 1975-nucleotide messenger RNA. RefSeq names its product ADP,ATP carrier protein ER-ANT1. Gene Ontology annotation, cellular component: mitochondrial inner membrane. The record is from RefSeq and is a predicted model, not a curated record. Gene Ontology annotation, molecular function: ATP:ADP antiporter activity. Gene Ontology annotation, biological process: mitochondrial ATP transmembrane transport; mitochondrial ADP transmembrane transport. Lineage: Eukaryota; Viridiplantae; Streptophyta; Magnoliopsida; Poales; Poaceae. Bases 156 to 1148 code for a protein of 330 amino acids. The transcript is spliced from 4 exons.